AUGACAAGCACUGGCUUGGGUCCGUCAGCAGGACAUUACCGACGUCUCGUUGGCUUCUUUUGUCUAUGGAAGGCUUUACUGCUUGGUCUUGCAGCAUUUUGCCCGGGUCCAGGCUACGAUACCUCUGCAUACAUUUUAUUUGAUUCUAGUACUACACGACAUCUCAAUCUAGCAAAUCUGUCACACGCUGAUCAGCUUGUUCUCAAUCUUUUUCGUUGGGAUGCACUAUACUUUGUUGAUGCCGCGGACCAUGGCCAGGUCCAUGAACAGCAAUGGGCCUUCAGCUGGGCUUACUCGCAUCUCCUGAGAGUCGUGGGCCAAUCCUUCCCCGGCGCUGUGGAGUGCCCAUUACAGUACUACAUCGUGGCUGGAAUCAUCGUCUCCAAUGUCUGCCACCUCCUUUCAGUACUUGUCCUCUAUCGUCUUCUCGCCUUAGUGUUGGAUUCGCUUCAACGCCGUCGUGUCGCCUUUGUGGCAUCCGUACUACACAUCUUGACACCUGCCUCUCUUUUCAUGUCUGCACCUUAUGCUGAAUCCCUCUUCUCUCUACUCAACUUUACCGGAAUGCUAUGCUAUGUCCAGUCGAAGCUUGCAGCCAAGUGCGGACAUGCAUCGUUCCUGGAGGACGUUUACAAAUUAAGCUCUGGUCUGCUCUUCGCAUCAGCCACUCUAAUGAGAAGUAAUGGUCUGCUGAGCGGCUUGAUACUUUUGUACGAUGUCGGACGCUACAUACCACUUUUCUUGCCCAUACGGCUGAACUAUCAUAACAUGAGAAGCAUUCUGGUCACAUGUGUGGCCGGGAUGAUCAUCAUAUGUGGCUUCUUGGGCCCCCAAUAUGUAGCAUAUCGAGAGUUCUGUGGCAGAGAGGGCAGCUCCGGUCGUAGAGAGUGGUGCGACAAAAGCAUCCCGAGUAUCUACUCGUGGGUACAAAGUCAUUACUGGAAUGUUGGUUUUUUCCGCUAUUGGACCGCCUCCAAUCUACCACUCUUCGUCCUAGCAGCUCCAAUGCUGUGGCUUUUGAUUCAAUCAAGCGUAAAUAUUCUCCAUACUAGCUUUGAGCAACAGCCACUUCGAACACGCGGAUCUACAGUAAAUUGUGAUCCCACGCGCAUGGACUCAGCAUGCGCUGUGGUCACUGUUCCAGAGUUAGCGCUCCCGCAACUUGUACUCGCCAUAGCAGCCGUCACGAGCUUUCACGUCCAAAUUGUCAACCGUAUUGCUUCUGGGUAUCCGAUCUGGUACAUAACAAUUGCCGAAAUGUUAACCCAUGGUCGGCGCGUGACCCCGAAUCAAAAGACAUUCCUGAAGGGGCAAGGAGUCGUCCGGGGAAUGAUCAUGUAUACACUAGUUCAGGGCAUGCUUUACGCGAAUUUCCUACCACCUGCGUAA
Molecule: messenger RNA, 1389 nt
Organism: Plenodomus lingam JN3
Lineage: Eukaryota; Fungi; Ascomycota; Dothideomycetes; Pleosporales; Leptosphaeriaceae
Source: RefSeq, a predicted model, not a curated record